CACCACGGGGGGGCGUCACAAGAUCUCGCGAGAUCUCAUUUGUAGGCACGAGGCCUCGGAUGAUGAGAAAUGAAUCCAUCCUCCUCUCUCACCUCCAUACAGGAGGGAAGAGGUUUCACUCUGUGCAUUGCUUCCAGCACCGUGGCGCGUUUCAUCCGUAGAACAACGGCAACGGAGUGAGCCCUUUUAUCCGCCGUUUAGCCUCUCUGUCUCGGUGGGUGGAGGCGGGGCAGAAGAGUGUAACAUCGUGAUGAGACAUUUCGUCCAUCACGGACUGAUGCAUAGCUGGUAGAGUCCGCGACAUUGUUUCAAGAUGUGUAGCGAAGCCUGAGAAAAGUUGCAACGUCUAAAGCGGGCCACACUUCUGUGGGGGGAAAUGACUUUUCGAACAUUAUUUAAAAAGUCACAUCACAGGGGACCCUUUAAUCUUAAUAUCCAACUGCAUGCAACAACAAAAACGAUAUCUUUGUUUUCAUAUAACAUGAAUAUUUAUAUAUUGUGCGCUUGUGUUCAUACGCUGUCAUUCAAAAAGUAUUCGUACUGGCAGGUUGCUUGAUCGCUCUUGGCCAGGUUGGCUUUCAUCCUGGUCUUGUGGCCUCCUCCCAGGACGCAUGUUAAUACUUCUCUUCAAGGCCGCAACAUGGCUCUUCCCGGUCCCCUUUUGUAGUCUGGUCCUCAGAAUCUCUCUGUCGUCCAAUCAGACGAGACCGCAGGCGAUCAGAGCCCGGGCUCGUGCUGUUCCCAGGGUUGCCAUGGUUACCAGAAGGCCAGCUUCUAAAGCUCCCGUGGUGUUAAAAGGACUGACGUUAGCGGCUCUUUUAUAUUGUUGUGGGAGAAGGCACCCCCCCCCCCCCCCCGCCCCCCCCGUCUACCCACGCAGGAAGGAAGCGUGCCGCCCCCCCCUCACCCCCCAUGCGUGGAUCUGGGUCAGGGUGGGUCUAGGAAGCAGUGGACAGUGGUCCUUGGAGACUGGAGUCAAGGAAAAGGAGGUCUGAUGAGGCAGAUUCAAAAAUAGGCUGCUUGAGGAGCGUAUCAGCUUGUGUGGUCCACAAAUGCUGUUUUUUUUCUUUAGACAAACACACUGAAAGGCUUUGUGAAGCGCAUGAAUCGUCCUCUUGUUCUUUGCGGUCCUGCACUGAAAAUAGAUGUGAACGCUUGUAAAUAUUUGAAAAAGUUCAAGGCGGAACCGAGUGAUUUAUCUUGUCAGGGAAGGUCACACACCUUUUUAAAAGUAACAAAUAAUUUAAAAAAAGCACUCGUGCUGCUUGUUUACUAGACUAGACAAGACUAAAGACGGAAGCAACAGCGCCUCUGCUGGUUGCAUUUGUGUAGUGCACCCUAAACUCUGACCUGAAGCUCUUUCAUGUCAGAAAUAGGAAAGCCUGUGGCUAAUUAAUAGCUAAAAGAACUACAGUUCCCAUGAUGCUUAGAGUGCCGAAACGGAAAGUAAUGCAUUUCUGCAAUAGAAGUCACUUGCAAUUUUAAAAUCGUAAAAAUGCUAUGCUUUGAAAAAAAAAAGUUGAAGGCAUCCAUCAUUGGCGGCGCUCCACAAGGCUUAUAAUAACCGUUGUGGUUUGCAGCGUGUCUGAUAGCCUGGCCCAGCUGCCGCACACACGCCGCAUGCUGCAGACGGCAUAGGCCCAGCUGGCUGAAAAGCGGAGUUUAGGGGCGGGGGCUACGAGGGGAGAGGGUUUAUGUAAGCGUUGACUCGCCCGUUUAUCGGGUUGGCUUGGAUAAAAGUCAUCAUUACUGAAGGAGACGUGGUGAUUGGCGUUGGUGGUUCAUGAAGAAAGGAUGCUUGCCCUCUCUCGGAGCCGUGGAAUAGCCCCCCAUCUUGUCCCUCUUCUCCCCUCUGAAUGCCACACGGCGAGCCGAGCAUCGGUGGACGAGCUUUACGAGGCCUUCUGCAUCCAGAGUCGCCUGAGGGACGGCGCCAGCCGCAUGAAACAGGCCUUCACUUCCUCCCCCUCCAGCAAAGGCACCAAGGAGAGCAUCGCCGAGGUCAACCGACGCUAUAAGGAAUACACAGAGAACAUGAGCGUGUUUGAGAGUGAACUGGAGAACCUGCUGGGAGAGUUUCACAUCAAAAUGAAAGGUUUGGCAGGCUUUGCCAGGCUCUGUCCUGGAGACCAGUACGAGAUCUUCAUGCGUUACGGUCGGCAGAGGUGGAAGCUAAAGGGGCGGAUCGAGGUGAAAUCCAGACAGAGCUGGGACGGGGACGAGAUGGUCUUCAUGCCGCUCAUCAGUGACCUCAUUAACAUCAAGGUGACGGAGCUCAAGGGCCUGGCCACUCACAUGCUGGUGGGCAGCGUCAUCUGCGAGACCAAGGAGCUGUUCACCGCCAUGCCUCAGGUGGUGGCGGUGGACGUCAACGACCUCGGGACUAUUAAGCUCAACCUGGAGGUCACGUGGUACCCCUUCGACGUGGAGGACCUGACGCUGUCAUCGGGCAACGUGAGCAAAGCCACGGCCCUGCAGAGGCGGGUGUCCGUUUACAGCCAGGGCACGCCGGAGACCCCCACCUUCCAGGACAGCUCCUUCUUUAAGUGGCAGCCAUAUCCUGUGGAGCGCCAGCGUCUGUCCUUCCUGCAAGUGCUCAGAGACACCCUGCUUGAGAAGCUCAGGCGCACUCGCUCCUUUGGGGACCUGGCCUCAUUCCGGCCUAGGCCCAAAUCCAGUCUGGAGGUCUAUUCGACGCUGCCAGACGACGUCUUUGAAAAUGGCGGCUGCGGCACAGCCGAGUGCAAGCGCCUCUCUUUCGCCUUCUCCGACACCUCUGCGUCCACGCCCAGCCCGGCGCCCAGCGCCCACUCGCCGGCCCCGUCCAACCCCGAGAUCACUGUCACUCCCCCGGAAACGGACACCUCCCCCUCCAGGCUCCUAUCGACCAGAGAGGGCUCCAUCGCAGAGGAAGACGAGGAGGACGGCGAAACGGGCAGCAGGGGCAGCCGGGACAGCAGGACCAGCGCCAGCCUCGCCAGCGACGAGGCGGACUCAGAAUGGGAACGCACCGAGUCCCAACGCAACCGGGGCUCAGACGCUCCCUCCUUGUGCUCUGACGGGCUUCUAUCAACGGUGGCGCCAGAGGACGUCUUCUUGGACCACGCGGAGGAGCUGAAGCCGGUGGAGCUGGACACGGAGGAGGGCGGCAACCUGACGCGGCAGCUGGUCAAACGGCUGACGUCCUCGGAAAUGCAGAGCGGAGACGGCUUCUUGGAGGGCGCGGGAAGCCCGAGCUGGGCCGGCGAGGGAAGCGGGGCCUUCCUGGAGACGAGCCUGGAGGACGCCAUCCACGAGCUGCUGAUGACGCUGGAGGUGCUGACGCACCGCUGCAGGGAGCUGCAAGACCUGGAGCAGGAGGUCAUGCGACUGGAGGACCUCCUGAAGUGUCGCCUCCCGGGUCACAGGAGUCGCUCGUCCAGCCUCAGCCUGACGGUGGAAAGCGCGUUGGAGAGCUUUGACUUCCUCAACACGUCAGACUUUGACGAUGAGGACACCGGAGACGACACUGCUGCUGCCGGCGUACUCGGCAUGCCGCCGCAGAGGUCGCCGCUCUUUGAAGGCGACGGGGAAAGGAUCGGUGGCCAGCAUCCGGAAGCACGGGGCCACCUGAGUGAAGCCCUGACCGAGGACACCGGGGUGGGCAACAGCGUGGCGGGAAGCCCCCUGCCGCUCAGCACGGGCAACGAGAACCUGGACGUGGCCGUGGUCAUUCACCUGCGGUACUGCAGCCGCCUCAUCCAGCUGCUGACGGGAGCAACGAGCAUGUGGCGGCGGCGCGGCGUUCUCCUCAAGCUGUCCACUCAGACGCAGCUUCUAGAGGAGCUCGCCGAGGUCAUCGUGGACCGAGCGGGGGCGGUGCCUUCAGCAGUGGAUGUCCUGCCGGACCUUGCAGAGCGGGAGGCUCUGAUGUCUUUGUGGUCCGAGUGCAGCGGUUCCUCCGGGUUCUUCCACGCGGCCGUGGACCGGGUGUUGACGCACAUGAAGCGGCGCUACGCUGACACGCUGCAGGAGACACACCCCCUCGGUCUUGACGCAGUCAUAUCCUUGGUGGUGGGCGACAUGGCGGACCGCAGCGACCCGGCCGGGUCCGACAGUCCCGCCGCCGCUCUCUGUCAGGACGUCAUCACCAUCUUUCAGUUCCACAGAUACGUGGUAGAACAUGAAGUCGGAGACAUGGAGACGCACCUGCUGCACCUGGCCGGCGAGGACAUGUUUGCGGAGGUCCUGUGCAGCGCCGACGCCUCCCAGUGUGUGUCGGCGCUGGAGGAGACGCCGCCGUGCUUCCUGUGGCCUCAAAGCAGCACCUUGAGGACGGUGGCCUCGCUGCUCACCGCUGAGGACCCCCGUCUCAACAAGGCGGCGUCCGACUACCUCGCCUCCGCCACGCCGCACGGACACUUCAGGAACAAAGCGGUGGAGUUCUACACUCAGGCGCUGUCGGAGGCCGGCGUUCAGAGUCAGAGGGCGGCGUGUGCGGCGCUCAGCUGCCUGCAGGCGGUGGAGAGCAUCCGAGCCGUGGUGGCGCUGUGUGAUUCUGCCGAUGAGGAGCUGCGGCACGUCGCCAUAGAAACGCUGCUCACGUUUGGUGAGGAGGGGCGCCUGGCCUACGAGCAGCUGGACACCGUCCCGGGCGAAAUGGUCCGUUUGGGCGCCCGGCGAGGGAACGCCAUCACCACCACCUUCUGAGCCACACAACCAACCUGCUAGCGGUCUCACUGUCGCCCCCAAGGGAACACACACACACACACACGGUCAUUUUUUGGGGUUGUAAUUGGAGAGCACACAGAGGAGAUCACACCCUCCCCCCCUUGGACACCCCCCUUGCACUCCCUUCACUUCAUGAACGUUUUUACUGUGAAAGCUUCACUUCUUUUUGUGCACGCUUCUUUUUGCACUUGUACAUACACGGCCUGUCAUGUGCUGCUUUGUUCCGUGACCUCUAUUCGAGUUCUAGAAUGUUCCAGGAUGGUGUUUGGGAAUUGUGCGCGUCACGUUUGAGGACGAAGCAAGGCACUCUUUGCAUCUUCUUAAACGUGCACUUUUUCAAGUGCAAUUCUGUACGUACGCCAAGUAUGUGAUCAACGUGACCUGGCAGGGUUUCUCACAGGAACGACACGGGGGGGGAAGUGCGUGCGCGCUUUUAUUUUAUUUUAUUUUUUUACAUUGACCGUCCUAAAAGAGGCGUGGCUUCAGUGUUUUGUUUAGUUUUUUUAAUUUUCGAGCACAAUUGAGAAGGGGGAUGUUCUUCUUUCCACACUUGGCAUUCUAAAAUUCUCAACUUUUUAUUCGUACUACUGAGUCACAUCUUAUUUAUUAUUCACAGCAUUCUAAUAUUCUCCUGCGUUGUUCUGUAUAAACCGCAGAGGACUUUAUGUAUAUGGAUUGUAUAUUUAUGUUCCCAGCUGGUUUAUUUUAUUUUACAUAUUAAAAAAACGGCCUCCGUUAUGUGAUGUCACUCAUGCUUAACUUUGAUUUGGAAAAUGAUAGAUUUAUUUUGGAGAAAGAUUGAGAAAGCAAAUAUUUAUAUUCCCUGGAUUGAGUAAUUAUUAUUUACGUAACAUGACUUCAGAAAACGUCUUAGAACCAAAGGCAAAGCAUUUUAUUGAGAAGGUGAAUGUAUUUUUCCAUAUUUUGGCCAGAAUACAACGACAGCCUUUCAAAGCACAACUAAAAUGACCCGCUCUGUGCUUCAAAAGCCAUAUGAAGUCAAAGCAAGUCACUUUUAUGAAAUGUACAUCUCCGCCCCCUCCCCCCUCCUUUUGUAUAACCUGUUGUGACUAAAUGCUUUUUGGCAAAUAUGGUCCACAUUUAACAUUUUAUUUCUCCCAGGAUGUGGGGAAAAAAGUAUUCUUGUAUACGUGAGCUACUUCAUUUUUCUUUUUAUAUAUUUGAAAUAACUUGCAGUUGAUCCGUGUUAUGGAAAGCAUUGUUGAGCUCCACACGUCUAAUGAUUUCAAGCAUUUUUAAUUGGAUCCGGUAUUUGCUCUGCUUAUUUGAAAACUUGCAAUAAAGUUUAUUUUUGCAUAAACGCAAAACUCUGGAGAAUUUUGUGCAGGAAUUUACGUUUAAUUGUUGGAUCUUGGAGAUUCUAAGAGCUUCAAAUCGCAAUGAAGAAAUGAGUGAGAUCGCAAGUUAAUGCAAACGAGCACAAAGGCGAAAUAGGCCAUCAGCUGAUCAAACGUU
Doryrhamphus excisus (bluestripe pipefish) is the source of this 6186-nucleotide messenger RNA. The record is from RefSeq and is a predicted model, not a curated record. NCBI's taxonomy places the organism in Eukaryota, Metazoa, Chordata, Actinopteri, Syngnathiformes, Syngnathidae.